CACCAACCACCCUGGUUCUCAUCACUGUCGGCAGCACUCAGUCUUAAGCGGAUAAGCAGAAACGAUGAGUGUUCCUCUACACCUGAGCUUUUAUCCUCAAGGAGAAUAUUUCCAUCAUUCUGCUGGAAACCUUACAAGCAUCUCUGGGCUAAAUGAAGCCCAUAACGUGCCCGGAAGGAGUAAUGAAAGCUCCAGAUCUAAAUGGCCUCCUGUUAAGUUUGAAAGUGAAUACAGGGACCAAUAGCCAAAUAACCCCAACCCACCAUGACGGAUCUUUGCUGAUAACAAGUUCCUGCAGGAAUCGGAACCAGAUAGCGGGAAUCUUAUACUCCGCCAAGUACGAUAAAGAAAGAUCAUCCUGUCAGCACGGUGGGAUGCCCCGGGGAAGUAUAACCGGGCGCAACUGAACCACCAUUUCGUGUCAUCCCGCAACCCCUCCACCCCUCACUACAGACCAAAUAAUCAGAAUCACCAUGACUUUCACAGAAGUUCCAGCCAAAGAUUGGCGUGUCAUUGUCGCUGAAAGACGUAAAGACCUCGACUCUAAGAUCCCCUCCGAGUGGCGGCUUAAGGAGGACUUUGUUUCUUCGCUUCCUCGUCCUACGCAUCUCUUGGCCUCCAAUGCUGUUGAGAAGAGUGGAAUCCUCACAGAUGCCGAGCUAGAUAUUACUGGCAGCUAUGAUGCUUCGCAAUUGCUCAGGAAACUUGCCUCUGGCGAGCUAAGCUCCGUGGCCGUUACGACCGCGUUCUGCAAGCGGGCGGCUGUUGCGCAGCAAUUGACAUCGUGCUUGACGGAGCAUUUCUUCGAUUUCGCUCUAGAACGCGCCAAGUACCUUGACGACUAUCUCAAGCGGGAGAAGAAAGUCAUCGGACCGCUGCAUGGCCUUCCGAUCAGUCUCAAAGAUAGCUACCAUGUGAAAGGAUACCAUACCACCAUUGGAUAUGUGUCAUUCCUUGGGCAUGGUCCUGCGACCACGAACUCGGCUGUAGUAGAUAUGUUACUGGAUCUGGGCGCGGUGCUGUACGUGAAGACAAACGUUCCCCAAACGAUGCUGACCGCCGACUCAGACAACAACAUCUACGGACGUACCCUCAACCCCCACAACACAGCCCUCACAGCCGGUGGUUCCACUGGCGGCGAAGGUGCACUUCUAGCCCUCCGGGGCUCCCUCAUCGGCGUCGGCACCGACGUCGCAGGCUCAAUCCGCAUCCCUGCGCUCUGCUGCGGCAUCUACGGCUUCAAACCAACGACAGCCCGAAUCCCCUACGGCGGCCAAGUCAGCUUCCUGUACGAAGGACCCCCCUCAGUUGAACCCUGCGCCGGUCCCAUGACCGCAACGUUUGAGGAUCUCGAGCUCUUCAUGUCCACCAUCCUCGACGCCGAACCCUGGCGCUACGACGUGACGACCCUCGCAGCACCUUGGUCCCGCAAUCCUCAAUUAACAGAGCCACUAACGAUUGGCAUCCUCGCCACGGACGAGAAAUAUCCCCUCCACCCGCCUAUCAAACGGGCCCUGCAAUCUGCCAUUGAAGCCUUGACCCGAAAGGGCCACCGCAUCGUCUAUCUCGACAAUGACACCAACAAAGACCUCGACAUCGCCUACGCGAACCGCCUCUUCUGGCAAUACGGCACCUACUCACCACACCACGACCACGUCACUCCCAGCGGUGAGCCACUAGUCACCUCUGUGGCCAAGGGGCCCUCCCCGAUGGUUACCGGUGACUUCCCCGUCUCCAAAGAGCUGGGCAUCUUCGAAGAGAUCCAUGAAUUACAUCACAAGAGACAAGACUACCGCGACGCAUGGCGCAAAGUCUGGAUCGAAACCGGCAUAGAUGUAAUUCUCGGCCCAGGGGCACAGAACACCGCCGUCCCACAUGAUACGUACGCGUGGCCGCCCUACACGGUCGUGUGGAACCUACUCGACUACCCAGCAUGCAUCAUUCCCUACGGCCAGGCUUCAAAGGACCUCGAUCCUGAGCCCAUGGCUAUCAACGAUGGCAUGCAGCCUAGUUAUAAUCCCGACGAAGUCGACGGCGCUCCCUGCGCAUUACAAAUCAUCACGUCCCGAUUCCAGGACGAGAAAUGUCUCGCUGCUGCGAGGAUCAUUGAUCGGGAUAUUCGCCAGUAG
This is a messenger RNA of Aspergillus costaricaensis CBS 115574, 2129 nucleotides long. Its product is annotated as general amidase GmdB. The transcript is spliced from 5 exons. Lineage: Eukaryota; Fungi; Ascomycota; Eurotiomycetes; Eurotiales; Aspergillaceae. Bases 474 to 2129 code for a protein of 551 amino acids. The record is from RefSeq and is a predicted model, not a curated record.